GUGUUUUUUUCGCAAGCUUGACCGCGAGAUCCUCAGAAUUCGGUAUAUAUAGAUUAACUUUUAUAUUAUUCAUCAAAAGUGUGUUCGAUCGCGAGCCUGAAGGUUAUUCAACGGAAACAUACAUACAGCAUCCAUCGCGAAACAAGUGAAUAAAGAAUAAUAAUAUAGGUUUUGCAAUAUAAUUUAAAGAUAAAAAGAACUUUAAAAUGCCACAAUCUGAAAUUAAACUACAUACAAAUGGCAUCACUGACAUCCACAAUGUAGAAGAAGGUCGACCAUUUCUAUUUACAUCAGAAUCCGUGGGAGAAGGCCACCCAGAUAAGAUGUGCGAUCAAAUCAGCGAUGCCAUUUUAGAUGCUCACUUGCAACAAGAUCCAUAUGCAAAGGUUGCCUGUGAAACGGUGGCUAAAACAGGAAUGGUAUUGCUUUGCGGUGAAAUAACAUCUAAGGCUGUUGUCGACUACCAACGAGUCGUUCGUGAUACAAUCAACCAUAUUGGCUAUGAUGAUUCCUCAAAGGGAUUCGAUCAUAAAACCUGCAACAUACUACUUGCAUUAGAAGAACAGUCCGUCGAUAUUGCAGCUGGAGUUCAUGUGAAUAGGUUAGAAGAUGAUGUUGGAGCUGGAGAUCAAGGAAUUAUGUUUGGUUAUGCUACUGAUGAGACCAGCGAGUGCAUGCCUCUGACCGUUGUACUUGCGCAUAGGCUUAAUGAAAAAAUUGCAGAACUAAGAAGAUCCGGUGUUUUCUGGUGGGCCAGACCAGAUUCUAAGACCCAAGUCACCUGCGAGUACAUUUUAAAGCAAGGAUCAACAAUACCCCAGCGUGUACACACUAUUGUUGUGUCGGUCCAACAUUCGGAUGAAAUUUCUCUUAAUGACUUGCGCGAAGAGGUCUUAGUUAAGGUUGUCAAAGAAGUGGUGCCAUCAAAAUACUUGGACGACCAGACUGUUGUGCACAUAAACCCAUGUGGAACGUUUGUUAUUGGUGGACCAAUGGGUGAUGCAGGAUUAACUGGAAGAAAGAUCAUCGUUGACACAUACGGUGGAUGGGGUGCUCAUGGAGGAGGUGCGUUCUCUGGCAAAGAUUUCACUAAAGUAGACCGUUCCGCUGCUUACGCCGCUCGGUGGGUUGCCAAGUCGUUAGUUAAGGCAGGUCUCUGCAAGCGUUGUUUGGUGCAAGUUUCAUAUGCUAUCGGUGUAGCAGAACCCCUUUCGAUUAGUGUGUUUGAUUAUGGAACAUCAGACCGAUCACAGAAAGAACUUUUGGAGAUUGUGAAGAUGAACUUUGACUUAAGGCCAGGAUGUAUUGUACGCGAUCUUGAUUUACGUAGACCGAUCUACCAACGAACAAGUGCUUACGGGCAUUUUGGAAGAGAAUGCUUCUCGUGGGAGCAGGCAAAGGACCUAGAAUACUAAUGCGAAGAGCUUUUUUUAAUUAUUUAAUAACAUGAGUUUUUAAGGAUAUAUUUUGUCGUUGAGUUUAUGUGUUUUAUUUGUAUUAAUAUGUUUGUUAGCGAUCAAUUUAUUCAUGAUUUGUAAAACAAUAAAUAGUUUUUGCAAUGGU
Molecule: messenger RNA, 1563 nt
Organism: Eupeodes corollae
Lineage: Eukaryota; Metazoa; Arthropoda; Insecta; Diptera; Syrphidae
Product: S-adenosylmethionine synthase-like
Exons: 2
Coding region: 207-1415 (402 amino acids)
Biological process (GO): S-adenosylmethionine biosynthetic process
Cellular component (GO): cytosol
Molecular function (GO): methionine adenosyltransferase activity; ATP binding
Source: RefSeq, a predicted model, not a curated record